AAGAGUGAAGGGAGAAUGAUGCAAUACAAAGCGGUGGCAGGAGCCAUGAAGGCAUGGCUUCCUUGUGCUGGUAGUAGUCUCUCACAGUUCGCGAGGGCGACGGCCGGACCGAACCUCAGGAGGACCACGCCUGGCCUUCCGGCGUCGGAGGCUCAGUCCGUGGAAAAAGAAGAAGCAGGACAAGAAAGUGGACGCGUGCCAAGGCCUGCCAAGUCAGAGGCUGAAUCUGUGGAAGACCAAGAAGUAGGCGAAGAAAGUGGAGAAGAAGAGGAGGAGGCAUGGAGGAGAGCUCCACCGAAGGACCCCGGAACAGUGGAAGAGUUUCUAGUAGGAGGCGUGGAAGAGACGCCAAUAGCACCAACCCCGCCUCUACGUUCUCCGUCUUUGAAGCACACCGAAGCGAGCCCACCCAUCGGGCAGUCCUUACAGCAGAAGCGCAGUCUUCACACCAUUGAUAGGCGUGUCCUGGACGAAGCAGUAUGCGCUGGGCUGGACGGAUCUCCACCCAAAGGUGCAGCAGAGAGCAAUCAGGAGCAUGAUGAGAAUGAAGACGAACAUCCGGAUACUCUAUUAAAGCAGAAACCGUCGCCUCUUUCUGAGAUUGAGUUCGCAGACACCAGGUUUCCCAUAUCUCAGGCCUUGGACAGUGAGGUCACCAAGGAACCAAUUGAAGAAGUUGUGGGUUUUACAAAAGAGCAGCUUGAUACUGCCGAGGAGGCCCUUCUUAGAGGACAACGCUUGUUUGAUGAAGCAAAGAGUAGAGGGGGCGACCCUGACUUCCCCCCAUCAAGGGUCCUCCGGACUUUGCUAAAAAGUAGGAAAUCUAUGGAAGCACCAAAUUAAUUUGAUGCUGCAGGCGCUUGGCUUGGUUCUGUAGAUCUUGUAGGCCUAUCUCCUCUGCUUUUUACUGGUUUUUUUACCUGGCUAUUUGUGUACAUCUGGUUUUGUCACAACUUCUUGUUGGAGAGGCCACCUCUGUAGUUUGUAAAUAUUCAUCUUGUUUCUUGUUUCUUUCUCAUGAUAUUUGGAAAAAGAAAAGGGGAAAAGGAGGCUAAAAUUGUGUCCCA
Messenger RNA from Nymphaea colorata (pocket water lily), 1067 nucleotides. RefSeq lists its product as uncharacterized. The transcript has 3 exons. The coding region runs from base 16 to 843 and encodes 275 amino acids. The record is from RefSeq and is a predicted model, not a curated record. Lineage: Eukaryota; Viridiplantae; Streptophyta; Magnoliopsida; Nymphaeales; Nymphaeaceae.